GUUUUAUUGUUUAGUUAAAGGACAAAGUCAAGAUGCUGAACAGGAUUUUCUUCGCUUGUGUGUUUCUCGGUCUGUUCUGCUCAGGCUCCGCGCUGAGCUGCAGGUGGAUGGAGCAUAAAUUCAGACAGUACAGCGGAAACUCUUUGAAUCUGCUGGAUAUGAUGGCGAAUAACAUUACUAACAGCACUGAGGAUGAAGAGAACACUGUGGCCUUCCCUGAUCAUCUGUACAGCCAGGCAUCCAAAGCAUCAGCUGAAGGUAAACUUUCCUUCGCAGUCCACAUCCUGCAGGAGGUUUCUGUCCUGUUUGAGGAAGAUCAAAGCUCUUCAUCAUGGCAGGAGGUCACAGUGGAGAACUUUCUCAAUGUUGUCAACAAACAGGCUGAUGAACUUCACUCCUGUAUUAAAGGCCAUAGCCACAUGAAGAAGAGGAACACCAAGCUGCACCUGUAUUUCAAGAGAUUAUCCAAUGAAAUCCUGGCGAAAAUGGGCCACAGUGCUGACGCCUGGGAGCUGAUCAGGAGGGAAGUCAAAGACUGUCUAAUUAAAGCAGACCACCUGGUUUCCUCUCUGCUCCCCUCCAACUAAAACUCAUGAACAUGGGUUGAGAUAUCACAUAAAUUAUUUAUUUAUUUAUUUAUUUUAUUUCAAAAUUAUCCAGUGUUUUAUGACUGUGAAGACACUGAUAUUUAUCAUUAUUUGUGCAGUUUCUUUAUUUUUAUUUUAUUUCUCCCAUCUUUUGA
Xiphophorus hellerii (green swordtail) is the source of this 742-nucleotide messenger RNA. RefSeq names its product interferon a3. The transcript is spliced from 5 exons. NCBI's taxonomy places the organism in Eukaryota, Metazoa, Chordata, Actinopteri, Cyprinodontiformes, Poeciliidae. Gene Ontology annotation, cellular component: extracellular region. The record is from RefSeq and is a predicted model, not a curated record. Gene Ontology annotation, molecular function: cytokine receptor binding. Bases 33 to 587 code for a protein of 184 amino acids. Gene Ontology annotation, biological process: defense response; response to exogenous dsRNA.